AGAAGUGCAAGGGAUGUGACAGAGCCCAGGCCUCUCCAGGAUUCACCACUGCUCUCCACCAUGAUCAACACGUACAUGACCAGCAUGGCUCCACCGCCGGUGCCUCCGCGCCACAGCAGGUCCCACUCGGUCCUCAUCCCGGCUCCACUUCCAUCCAAAGGCCACAGCAAGACUUUAGUCCGGUUUUUGGUUGGCGUAGUGUUGAUGCAUUUAUUCCUGUCGGUCGGAGGAUUCAUCUAUCUGUACCAAAAUGACAAAUCGCUUUCAGUUCAUGUUCCCUCAGGCGAAGGAAAAACUGCGCCUCGCUCAUCAGGAAAGCAGGACGCUUCCUACAGACCCAUGGCACGCAUGGCAGUUACGCAGCGAUCACACUCAUCAGCACCGGGUAAUCUCCAGUGGGAAAUCAACCACUCAGUUCAUAGGAGCAUCAAUUACUACAACAACAGUUGGUUGACUAUCCUGCAGCCUGGUGACUACUAUGUCUACUCCAGGGUGACCUUCUCCAAGGGCGACUCUGUGGGCCCACUGGUCAGCAGGGUGAAGAUGAGGAAGAAUGAGAAAGGAGAGGAGAAGGUUGUGAUGGUGGCUUACUGCAACCUGGACAGUGCCAGUGGGUCUGCUUUGAGCCCUCAGCUGUGCACGGCCUCACAGGGAGAGACGAUCACACUGGAGAAAGGAAACCAGCUCAGUGUCUGGGUACAAGACCUUUCACUGGUGAACUACGAAGAAGGAGCCACAACCUUUGGGAUGUACAAACUGUAGGACUGCUGGCCCUGAGCUGAACUGUGGGAACUCAUUGAAUGGAUGUACUUGGAUUUUAAAUCUACCGAGAACGCUGUUAAAAAGACUUGAUCAAUAAUCAAACUAAUGGAUUCUGAUCUUUUUCGUGAAGACAAAGACCACAUUCCUAAAAUAUAAUUUAUUAAAUCAGAUUGUGUUAUUUUCCUGUGGCAGUGCUGUGAAUGGCUGUUCUGUAUUUAUUAAUGUAAAUGAGUUUGUAUGGCUGUGAAAUGAAACUUUGAUAUUUAAUCUCAAACAUUUCUCCUCUUUUCCUCACUUUGUUCUGCAUUUGCCUCCUUUUAAGGAGUUAAUUAGAAGUAAAAGGAUAAAGGAGAUACACACAUUAGACUAAAGCGUCACAUAUUCAAUAUUA
Cottoperca gobio is the source of this 1153-nucleotide messenger RNA. RefSeq names its product CD40 ligand (gene cd40lg). The transcript has 4 exons. Gene Ontology annotation, biological process: immune response. Bases 61 to 762 code for a protein of 233 amino acids. Lineage: Eukaryota; Metazoa; Chordata; Actinopteri; Perciformes; Bovichtidae. The record is from RefSeq and is a predicted model, not a curated record. Gene Ontology annotation, cellular component: membrane. Gene Ontology annotation, molecular function: tumor necrosis factor receptor binding.